Molecule: messenger RNA, 1281 nt
Organism: Ramularia collo-cygni
Lineage: Eukaryota; Fungi; Ascomycota; Dothideomycetes; Mycosphaerellales; Mycosphaerellaceae
Exons: 1
Coding region: 1-1281 (426 amino acids)
Source: RefSeq, a predicted model, not a curated record
AUGGCACGUCUUGCUUUCAGCUCGCAAUGCUGGUUCAUCACCAUCAUGGUCGUCCUGACUGUGUUCGCCGCAUUCAUCGGCUUCUCCUUCAAGCCCGAUGCGAGCAAUUCCGCCAAGUUCCGCUUGAGUCGGGAUGCUGAGGCUGCGAGCAGUGCUGCUCUCUUGGACGACGACUCGUUCGAACACUCGAGCAAUGUCAGCYAUGGACUUACGAAGCGUGGGAUGGCUCCUCGAUGCAGCGUCGAUACGGCGUUUGUAUCGGUGGAGCGAGGCAGCAAGUUGACAGAUUGGAUGCUUCUUACUCACCAAAGCUUCUUCGCUCAGUUUGGCGCCGCUGGAGUCGGAAAACUAACAUUUCCCGACGCUAUUGGAGGCAGUUCAGGCUGGAAGAAAGUAACGGAAGACUCCAACUUCAAUCCACGACCAUACUCGGAUCCACUGUUGGGCCUUGACAAUGUUGAAUAUUUCCAGACCAAUGUCAGGGUCUCGCUGGUAGGCCAGCCUUGGGUUCGCUCCACGUACGACCAAUCCAAGCCCUACAUAAGAGUGAUAAACGGCGUCGACACGAUGCACCCCCCAACACAUGCCAGACACGUGCAGAUAUCGAGCGUUUGGAAAGAUACAGGGGUUCUCAUCGCACUGGAAUCAUACGAUGCAGCACUCAUGAGCUCGCUCGCUACUGGACAGCCGUUACCUGCUGAUGACCUCCCUGAGGUCAAUCUAUGGUCUAGUCUGGCCUUCAUCGAGUACGGCAGAGCCGGCAAAUUCCGUUCAUGGGCGCCUGUCGACUCGACUCCAGCCGGCCGCGUAGAGGAUUCGGGAUCGAGAAAAAGACAGCCCCCGAGGUGGAUCUACAUCCCUCAACUUAGAGGUCCGAUUGCAUCUCUGGAGCUGGUAUCUCACUGCGUCUUCUCCUGGGGUCUUUGGGACUUGCCCAAUUUUGCGAAUCGAAUCACCUUUCCCAUUGGCUCAUUUUGCUUCGAGGCUAUUCUGGGUCUACCACAGGGUACAGCGCUUGCCUUUUUCCUGAUCGAUCACAAAUUCCGGUUCGGCGCAAAGACACUGGCAUCUGUCACCAUCUGGGGCUCUGGCGUAAUCGGCCAGGAUGGUUAUGAGCUACCGAGCAUGCUAUGGUGGACCGCUGAUCAUAGAUUGAAGACGACGCACUGGGCAAUCCGGGUAAUCUCCAUCCCGGAGAUUCGGAGCGAGAACGCUGCUUACACAUUGGAAGCCGGCUGGCAUCCGACUACUAUGCCUUUCAUGCUGAGGCCUAGGUAUUGA